AUGUCGGCCAAAUACGUCUUCACCAAGGCGCUCAAGGAGGUGCGCUUCCAGUUCUGUCAGACAUCCGAGCACAGCGCCGCCGUCCGCUCGUUCCUCGCCCGCGCGUAUCCAACAAUGAAGAAGAACAACCCAUCCCUCCCCAUCCUCAUCCGCGAAGCCGCCGGCACGGUACCAAAGAUCUACGCCCGAUACGAUUUUGGUGUGGAGAAAAAGCAGACGUUAGAGGGCAUGACCGACAAGCAGAUCGAGGUCGCCGUCACCGACUUGGUCAAGAGUAAUCCGUGA
Molecule: messenger RNA, 285 nt
Organism: Drechmeria coniospora
Lineage: Eukaryota; Fungi; Ascomycota; Sordariomycetes; Hypocreales; Ophiocordycipitaceae
Exons: 3
Coding region: 1-285 (94 amino acids)
Source: RefSeq, a predicted model, not a curated record